Molecule: messenger RNA, 687 nt
Organism: Suillus subalutaceus
Lineage: Eukaryota; Fungi; Basidiomycota; Agaricomycetes; Boletales; Suillaceae
Exons: 1
Coding region: 1-687 (228 amino acids)
Source: RefSeq, a predicted model, not a curated record
AUGGUGGAUGAUACAUCAGACAGCUCUGAUGAGGACGGUGUCUUGACCCGUAGGCAAAAACCUUCAAAGAAAACAGCAAAGAAACACUGGAAGUCAAAAUCUCAGGUGUCCUCAGAUGAGUCAACCAAUCUGAUCGGCAUGCCAGAUUCAUCAGACAAAUCUUUGGAUGAUGAAAUGCUGGCCACAAGAAAGGGCAAAUGCCUGGUUAAAGAAAAAACCAGUCGCCCAGUAAAGAUCAUAGCACCUCCUGAGAAUAGAGAACCAGCAACCGGUUUCUGGGCCAAAUUGGCCAAGAACAUGGCCAAGGCUGCUAAGAUUUCUCAGGAGCCAUCUGCCUCUCGAGUUCCACCAACUCCAUUGGACAAACCCAGAAAAGUGGGGCCAGCAUCUCAUCCCGGCAGUGCAUUGAGGUCUAAACUGGGUGACCAUUCCAAUGUGGUUGAACCAUCCAGCUCGCAAGAGUCCCCCAGACAUCUGAAUCUCACAAAGUGGCAUGGUGCCGAAAUCGUCUCGCAUGACUCUCCUCAUAGAAGGACCAGGGUGCAAACAAAGGGAAAGAAACAACCUGCUGAAGAUCCAUUGGAUGAAUCUCUGGCCAAACAUACCAGGAGCAAAACUGCGGAUGUCCAGCCAAACAGAUCAAAGAAGCCCAACUCCAGAUAUGCUGCCAACUUUGACAGAUCAUGA